Anoplopoma fimbria (sablefish) is the source of this 5514-nucleotide messenger RNA. RefSeq names its product polycystic kidney disease protein 1-like 2. Gene Ontology annotation, molecular function: protein binding; carbohydrate binding; calcium channel activity. Gene Ontology annotation, cellular component: membrane. The transcript is spliced from 33 exons. Lineage: Eukaryota; Metazoa; Chordata; Actinopteri; Perciformes; Anoplopomatidae. The coding region runs from base 1 to 5514 and encodes 1837 amino acids. The record is from RefSeq and is a predicted model, not a curated record. Gene Ontology annotation, biological process: detection of mechanical stimulus.
AUGUGCUGGACAUUUGUCCACCUGCUGAUCUUGACGACACUCAGCUGUCUGUCUUGCGCUGAGGUCAAGACAAAGGUUCCCGUUUCCUGCCCAGACUACCAGAGGGCUUUUGGAGGCUCCUGCUACGAGUUUGUGGUUCUCCAGCACAGUUUUUUCAGCGCACAGGCUUGGUGCGAGCAGAGCGGUGGACACCUUGCAUUUAUCCCAAAUGAAGAAACUCAAUAUUUCCUUCAGAGACUCUCGGACCCCGAGAAGGAGGUGUGGCUUGGACUGGCACCCUCUGCCUCUCCAAACUCUGCAACCUUUGAAGGUGCUCUCUCUUGGCUGGAUGGUUCACAUGUCACCUAUUCAAACUGGGUGAGCAGCCCACAGCCAGGAGCAGCUUGUGGACACACACUGAGAGACUUCCAAUGGGAAGCCACAAGAGACUGCAACAAAGAACUGCACUUUAUCUGCCAGUUUGACUCUGGGAGAUCCAUUGCGUGUGCAGGUGGAAACACCUCCUUGCAGUGCAGUUCUGGUCAAGUCUUAAUGAUAGAUGGUGGCUUCUACGGUCGUAAGAACAUUCAUUACUGCAGAUCCACGCUCUCCCCACCAACAACAUCCACAGGACACCAGUGUGGCUGGGUGGAUGUCGUAGAAUCAUUAACAGCCCACUGCCACGGCCGUCAGGUCUGCCAGAUUGCUGAAGUUGUGGACUCCUUUGGUGAACCCUGUCCUCAGCUGGGUAGCUACCUGUCUGUGGACUACCACUGCAAAGAUGGUACAAAUGUGACCUACCGAAUCCAGAGUGAUGAAACAUUGUUGCUUGGUUUAUCUGUAUAUAGAGGAAAUGUUUCCCAGAACAUCACAGUGACUCCAGAAAUGAUGAAGCAGCUGGGGCCUGGCUGCCACAAGCUGACCCUUUAUGCAUCUAACAUGGUCACACACCCUGAAGUGUCCACAGACCUGCAGCUUCGUGAGAAGAUGCUGGACAUUAUGAUUGGCACAGUAAAUAAAGCUCCGCCCAACUCUCCAGAAGAAGUUCAGGUGAUAGCCAGAGGACUUGCUGCUGUCGUCAAGAAAGGCCCUGAGCUCAGCUCCUCUGCUCAGGUAGAGGCUUCAUUACUGUUUGCCACCCUAAGCUUGUCUCUCCUCAACAUGGAUGUGAACAAAAGUGAAGACAACAUAAAUGAAAUUCAAGCUGCAGCCAGCACCAUUGUGGAGGGAGCAAGCAAUAUCUUGGACUAUUCUUCCAAUCGAAACAUCUCUGAUGCCCUUCUCUUUACUCUGAGCAAUACACAGAGUGCACUGUUGGCAUUUAAGGAUGCCAACGAAGGGCCAACUAUCAUCCAACAAGCUCAUAUAAGUGUGCUUGUCAAUAGAGUGACACCAGGAAACUUACACACAGGGUUUAUAAAUAUCCCCAACAGUUCCAGCCCCACAUUUUCGCUCCCAACACUAACUUCUAAUAUUUUACCUUCAGAUGAACCAGUGGAUGUACGAAUGCUGAGUUUCGACAAAAACCCAUUUUCCUGGAAUGAAAGAGGGAACAUCAGUGGCCAAAUAGGUGCUCUCUCCCUCUCAAGAAAAGAUGGGUCCGGUAUCCCUGUGGAGAACCUGAGCGAGGAUAUCAAGAUUCUGUUACCAAGGCCUGUAGGAGAGCAGGUGAACACCUCUGUUUUGGACCUGGGGAACUACAGCACAACUGUCAUAAACGUUCCUUCAGCCGAUACUACGCUGGUGUUAAAGAUGGUGCCUUCAAAUGAUCCUCUACCCUUCAAACUGUUCCUUGGUCAUAAUGACUACCCCACUGAAAGAAAUAAUGUUGCAAUGACAGAGAUGCCUCACCAGGGAGCAACACAAGAGGAGAGAUACACUUGGCUACUAGACCCUAAGGAUUUAAAGGGAAACAAUGGAGUGCACUAUCUUGUAGUGAGGCCCAUUGUAGGUCCGGGUAUAAAAUCCAUCAAUGCCAGUUUAUCAAUUACCUCCUUCACUGCCGCAUGUAGAUUUUGGGAUGAAUCACUAUUGGACUGGAGCACUUUUGGAUGCAGGGUUGGUGUUCAGACAACACAUUUAGUCACCCAGUGCCUCUGCAACCACCUCACCUUCUUUGGUGGCUCUUUCUUCGUCACUCCCAACCUUGUUGACCCGUCACGCACUGCUGAGCUGUUUGGGACUUUUGCCGAAAAUCCUGUGGUUGUCUGCUUUGUGGGGUCACUCUUUGUGGCCUAUCUGUUGGUGGUUGUGUGGGCACGACGGAAAGACAUUCAAGACACUGUCAAGGUGAAGGUAACUGUGCUGGAGGACAACGAACCCGUAGAUGAGUACCGCUACCUGUUAAGUGUCAGCACUGGGCAUCGGAGAGGAGCCUCCACUUCUUCCCAGGUGACAAUCACUCUGCUGGGUGCAGAGGGAAACAGUGAACCGCAUCACCUGACGGAUCCAAAGAAAUGUGUGUUUGAGAGAGGUGCAGUUGAUGUAUUCCUGCUUACUACACCCUUCUCCUUGGGAGACCUGCAGGGCAUCAGACUGUGGCACAAUAACUUAGGAAGCCAUCCUGCCUGGUAUGUUGGCAAUGUCAUGGUUCAGGAUAUACAGACAGAGCAGAAAUGGCAUUUCCUAUGCAACUCCUGGCUGGCCAUAGACAUAGGGGUUUGUUCCAUCGAUAAAGUUGUUCCUGUGUCGACAGAGAUGGACUUGCAGAGGUUCAGUAACUUGUUCUUCAUGAAGACUGCAAAGGAUUUCAGUGACGGACACCUCUGGUACUCUGUGAUCAGUCGACCACCGAGCAGCACCUUCACUUGUGUUCAGAGAGUUUCCUGCUGUUUUACAAUGCUGCUGUGCACCAUGCUGACCAGCAUCAUGUUUUAUGGCAUCCCAACAGAUCCCUCUGAGCAGACCAUGGACCUGGGUCACUUUGAGUUUACCUGGCAACAGUUCAUGGUUGGAGUUCAGAGCUCCCUCAUCAUGUUUCCUAUAAAUAUCAUUAUUGUUAGCAUCUUCAGAAACACUCGUCCUCGGGAGACAUCUUGUUGCAAGAGCAAAAGCGGAAAAACAGAUGCCCUUGAACAUAAUUCUUUCUCACAGACUACCACCGCCAACAUGAAUGUCAAUGUCACUUUAGACACCGUCAUCAAGACCUUGAAAAGCAACAUACCGUGCACUGAGUCAGAGUUUGGGCCUGGACAACAUGUUGAUAUCAAUGCUGUUCUUUCUGUGGUGGAGGACUUCAUCAAAUCCAAUAACAAAACUGUUGACACUGCUCAGCCCAAAUCCCAGAGCUUUGGCAACCUCGUUCAGCCACAGCUACCAGAGGGCAGUCCUAGGUCAACAGUGGAGGAGAUUCAAAAGAAGAGCAACAAAACCCAGUAUCUGUAUCGGCAGCUGUACCACAUUGACAAAGAGCUGAGCCUGCUGGGACCCUCCGACUUUCCCACCCCACAAAGCUAUGACCGGGCUGUGCAACAGGUCCAGGGCAUGAAAGGCUUACUUGAAGAUCAGCUCUUCACAGUUAGCUGUGUCAACCCAGAUGAAACCACCCAGAAGAAGGGGUGCUGUCAUAGAGGACUACCCUGGUGGUUUGUGUUCGUGGGCUGGCUGCUAGUGAUCGCAAGCAGUGUCAUAGCGGGAUAUUUCACAAUGCUUUAUGGGUUAAAAUUUGGGAAGAAACGCUCUGUGAGCUGGUUGGUGUCCAUGAUUGUCUCCUUUUUUCAGAGUGUCCUCGUCAUUCAGCCAUUAAAGGUGCUAUGUCUUGCAGUCUUCUUUGCACUUGUAAUAAAGAAAGUUGAUGAGGAAGAUUUCCAAAAUAUGGAGUUUGAAGGAAAUGACAGAAAUCUAGGUGAUUGUAAGGACCAACAAAUUGUCAGACGGGAUUGCAGUUUCUAUGAGCCUCCUCAUGCUGCAGACGUUGAGAAGAUGAAAAGGAAAAAGAUUAUGGACCAGAAAGCCUUUGCCCUCCUCAAAGAGAUCUUGACCUACAUGGGGUUUAUGUGGAUGUUGCUGCUGGUGGCGUACGGCCAGAGAGAUCCCAAUGCUUUUUUCCUGAACCGUCACAUCCGGGAUAGCUUCUGUAAAGAGAUCUCAGACAGCAUGAGUCUUGGAGAUGUGUUCACUUGGGCCAACACAUCGCUAUUAAGUAACCUUUUGGGAGUUUAUCCAGGAUUCAUCACGGAUGGGAACUCCAAGCUCGUAGGCAAUGCUCGUCUUCGUCAAUUGAGAGUGCAGAGGAACUCCUGUCAGAUUGCAGGCCCUAUGCUCCAGUUUGCACCAGACUGUAACGCUCCAUAUUCAUGGGAGGAGGAGGACAUGGGCUCCUAUGACACUGGCUGGAACCACUCUGUGAGGGAUAAUAUCUCUACAAGCACACCCAGCCCGUGGACGUACAAGACACAGUCUCAGCUCAGGGCUUAUCCUAUCUGGGGCAAAAUGGUGCUCUACAGGGGAGGUGGCUAUGUAGUGGAGCUCGGCCCGGAUUUACAAAAUGCCAGCAGCACCCUUGAGAACUUGUUCAGGAAUACGUGGCUGGACGUGUAUACAAGGGCGGUCUUUGUAGAGUUCACUGUCUAUAAUGCUAAUGUGAACCUCUUCUGCAUUGUCACGCUCUUGCUGGAGACCACAGCUGUAGGAGCAUUUCAGUUCCACAGUGAGCUGCAGAGUGUUCGUCUUUACCAUUCAACUGGUGGUCUUCACAUCUUCGUUAUGGCUGCUGAGAUCAUAUACAUGCUUUUCAUCCUCUAUUACAUGUUCCUGCAGGGCAAAUUAAUGAAGCAGCAGCGUUGGGCUUACUUCAGGAGCAAGUGGAACCUUCUUGAGCUGACGAUCAUCUCACUUAGCUGGAGUGCCGUGGCUGUCUUCAUCAAGAGGACGCUGCUCGGGAACCGCGAAAUGACCUAUUUCCACAACAACAAGCACCAAUUUGCCAGGUUUUACGAGACAGCCGCAGCAGACUCAGUGCUCCAGUAUCUGAUUGCUUUCCUGGUUCUGCUGGCCACCUUCAAACUGUGGCACCUGCUCAGACUGAACCCCAAGAUGAACAUGAUCACUGCAGCACUGCAGCGGGCCUGGAACGACAUAUCCAGUUUUCUUGUGAUCAUUGUGAUCAUGUUUGUGGCGUAUUCGGUUGCCUGCAACGUGAUUUAUGGCUGGAAGGUAUCCUCAUAUAAAACUUUGUCGGAUGCUCUCCUGACCAUCAUCAGUUUGCAGAUAGGCAUCUUUAACUAUGACGAGGUCUUGGACUACACCCCCGUGCUCGGUGGAUUACUAUUUGGUUCCUGUAUUGUGUUGAUGACGUUUGUGGUGCUCAAUCUCUUACUCUCAGUGAUCCUGGUGGCAUUCCACCAGGAGCAAAUACAUCACAAGCCCUCAGAGGAAGAGGAGAUAGUCGACCUGAUGCUGAAGAAUAUCUGCAUUCUUUUUGGGAUCAGAUAUAAAGACACAAAAGACACUGAUGCAGACGAGAACGAUGGCUUGACCCUGAAGAACAGCAGAAAUACCCUCAACAAAUCCCCAAUUGAUGUCAACAUUUUUUAG